UUUUCUUCGAUAACCUACUAAACCUAUCAUUAACUAAAUUAACCAAAAUGGCGGAGGAAUAUUAUAAACCAUUUUCUUUGUCCAAGGACCAUCUUAGACGUGAUGUCGCUUCUUCAUGAAGUGGCUAUGUCAAGAAUAAACGCGAUAUUUUAGGAAGUUUAACAUAAGCACAGGAUGGCAUUGUUCACUAUAGAGCAAAUCGAGCUCAUCCGGCGACUGCGGAACAGCGGGAUCUCCAAGGACCAACUUGUGCGGGCGUUUGACUCCAUGGAGAGGUUAGACAGGGAACUGGGACCAGCGUACAGCACACCAGCACAGAACAAUUUCUCCGCAAUAUCAAGCCUCUCAUCGCCCAGAGUAAACCACAGUUCCCCGCCAGUGGGGAUGCCCCCAUCGUCACAAAACCAGUCCCAAAAUGGCAGCAUACCAGUGAUGGAGAGAAGUUUCAGUAUUCAGAGUCAGGGCUCCCAGGAUGGCCCUUUGUCUUUAGUGAAUGGAGGAGGAGAUAUCAAGGACAGCAUUAACUUUAAGCUUACUCCAUCCAGCCCCAUUAUCGAUGAAAUUCCAGAUAACAGCGAGGAGCUGUUAGAACUUCUAAGCAAAAGUGAACCGUACAUCCAUGAGGAGAUCAAGCAGUUUAUCUCUAGACACAAUAUUAAACAGCAUGCGGUGGCCACUAUAGCAGGUCUCAGCCAGGCAUAUGUGAGCAGGUUUUACAGAGGAGAGACGGGCGAGAUGUCCGACAGGAGCAAGAAGGCAAUCUACAAGUCAUACCUCCAGUUGAAGAAAAACCCAGCUUUAGCCAUGCUUGUGCCUCCAGCUUUUGUUCAAAACCGUACCCCAGGGCGACCCCCUUCCCUAGCUGAACCACAAGACUUUUCUUUCUCUGGGCGUCGGGAGAGAUUCACGUUUCGCCCUGCUCAUCUGGAGAUUCUUGAGGGUUACUACCAGCGGGACAGCUACCCCAGCGUGGAGAGAAGAGAAGACAUAGCUAAUGAGUGCAAUAGAGUAGCACCUGUUCAUGGAAGAGAAGUUACUCUGCAGAACGUCACCAACUGGUUUGCAAAUAAAAGGAAAGAGAUGAAAAGACUUGCCAUGGAGGAGGGUCUUGACCUAAACACGCUAGGAUUCCGAGGCAAAGGAAGACCCAACAUGGCCGUUCUUAGCAUGAUGAAACAAGAUAGUGCCAGGUCACCUGACCAAAACAGUGACCAAUCACAUGAAAGCAAUUCAGAGUCUGGGCCCCAGGACCUGUCGCAGAAUGAUUCCACUAAUGACGCAGAGCAGCUAUCGAUGGCAGUGGAAAUAGCUGCAGUGAACCAAGCCAUUUUGUCCCUGUCCGGAAAGGUCCAUCAGACAAAACCACCAGUUGUUAAGAUGGAGAAUGAAGAGACAUGAGAAAGGCACUUCUGGCCAUGUAAGACAUUGAAUUAAGUCCCCCCUCCUGUUUCACCCCAUGUGGUGGCUGACCAUUGUUGCAGUUGUCAGAUCAGAUACAUUGUAUCAAAAAGUAGGGUCAUGUUUUCAACCUGGUCAAUACAAACCAACCUGUUCCAGCCUUCUUUUGAGUUAUGUAUUGUGUUGGCUCCACCAAAGAACAUUUAUAAAAGAACACAGACAUAAAACAAUCUCUAAGAGUUAUCCAGUUUUGUAUGGUCUGAUACAAUACCUAACAAUUUUUAAACCUAGUUCUUUAAGUAGCAGUUGUUAUAAAACCCAACUACUGUAUCUCUUGCUUACCAAAGGAGAGAAAAAUGGUCAUGUUUAACCUUCUAAGUUGUCAGUGGUGGAAAGCUGUCUUCUUUGAGUUGAAAUAGGUUGUAUAUAAAUAACUAGAGAAGACGCCCAAUAAUUCCAAAACUUGCCAUGACGUUUUUACAUCAUGGUCAUAGUAGUCGUGGUUGUAGAUUUAGUGUGGAAGCAACCAAGUUUGAUGUUUUGUAUAUGGUGUAGCUGUGUAGAAAACAAGGUGCUGCAAAACUUUUGAAACUGGAUGUUAGUUUUCGUCAAUUUUUUGUUUGACAAAUGAUAUGGUCAUUAAUAAGACAUAGUAUUUUCUUUACUUAAGUAUUUGUAUGGAAGUCUUGUCAUAUGGUAUAUCAGAUAGAUAGUACACAAUGUAUUAGUGAACACUUAGGUUUCUUUACAGGUGAAGUAAAGUAGUUAAGAUGAAGGAGCAAUACCAAGAAUACAAAAUGGGCAGUUGAAGGUGCCUUACACUAUAGUUUUACAUUAAUAGGGAUGGGAGUGUGAGGUUGAGUUUUUAUUAUAUCCUUAAAGAAAUCUUGCCUUAUAUUUCACUGAAAAUGUGGUAAUCUUCAGAUAUGUUAUUCAAGUCAAGUUUCCAGUAAAGAUAGAACAGUUCUAAAUGUGACCAUUCUUUUCAUGCUGACUGAUAUAGGAGGUUUACCAGGGGAAACAAGGAUUGUCUCUCUGUUCUGCUACCUUCAUACCUGUGGCAUGGGGGUAUACAUAUGGGAAUAGAGGAAAAACC
Molecule: messenger RNA, 2494 nt
Organism: Lingula anatina
Lineage: Eukaryota; Metazoa; Brachiopoda; Lingulata; Lingulida; Lingulidae
Product: homeobox-containing protein 1
Biological process (GO): positive regulation of DNA-templated transcription
Cellular component (GO): nucleus
Molecular function (GO): double-stranded telomeric DNA binding
Source: RefSeq, a predicted model, not a curated record